AUGAUUGAGGCCUCCCCGUUCUCUUCACUGGAGCACGCAACAUCAUUCGCAAGAGAACUGUGGUUCAACACGUUGCCAAUUCAGUCUUGGCUGGAUACAUUCUCAGCACACAGGCACAUAGGUGAUGCUAUUACUAUUGCGCAUGGAGAUAUUAGGACGGGAUUGCUUCAAUUCCCAACAAAGUACCGAAAGAAAUUCGGCUUCGGGUUCGUCACUAGCACAAACCUGUUCCUUUCGCAACAAAUACUAGAGGAGGUGCAGAAUCUUCCAAUAAGCAUGAUUUGUACACCGAAAUAUGAUGAUGAAUUUUCCAGAUUAUUAAUUGUAGCAGUACUGUAUUAG
Messenger RNA from Arachis stenosperma, 342 nucleotides. Its product is annotated as uric acid degradation bifunctional protein TTL-like. The transcript has 3 exons. Lineage: Eukaryota; Viridiplantae; Streptophyta; Magnoliopsida; Fabales; Fabaceae. The record is from RefSeq and is a predicted model, not a curated record. The coding region runs from base 1 to 342 and encodes 113 amino acids.